GUAUUGCUGCGUGCAGCGAUGCGGCUGCUGGGCCAGCUCCUCUUCUUUGGCUCCUUCCUGGCACACAUCCACUGUGAGGAAGUGUUUGGCAUUGUGGGAGAAAAUUUUACUUUUCCAGUAAAAAUAGACCGAAGAAUAGUGGAAAUGACUUGGAAAAGAAACAAGAACAAAGUGGCUGAAUGGGAAGGGGAAAGCGAAGCAACAUAUUAUCCUUCUCUCCGUAACAGAGGCUUGCUUAACAAGGAGAAUGGGUGCUUAACUAUAUAUAAUUUGGAGAGCAGUGACAAUGGCACAUAUGAGUUACACUACUUGGCUACUGUGGAAGAAAACUAUGACUUAACUUUUGUCCUUUUUGUGUUAGAUCCCCCUUCAGAACCUCAAAUAAGUUGCAACAUCAGUGGUGAUAACUUUACGUUAAAAUGUGCAGCACAUUUCCAGCAGCCUCUGGAUUAUACUUGGAAGUUCACUACCAUACAACCCAUUUAUCAGAAUCAGGAGAUUAUAAUCCCUAAGAAGAGUGUUGAUGCUUCCGAGAAAGCUACAUGUGUCAUUAAAUUCUCUCAAACAGAAAAGAGCUCUGAAAUCUCUUUGACUCAAUGUUUUACAGAAGAAACAGGAGGCAGCUACAAUGAAAGAAGCAGAGGUGGUCUUAUUGCGGCUUUGGUUGUCUUCAUUCCUAUUGCAGUAAUACUUGUAUUCCUAUGCAGAAGAGACAAAGAAUUGAACAAAGAGGACAGUGCCCAGAAAGACAAGCAGAUGGUUAACAAUUGUGUGAAUCAGGAAGAUAUCUUUAAGGAGGAGAACAGCAGCUUGCUGUCCAAGCAUGCAGCUGACCAUGGUAUAAAUGAAGGAGAAGUGACUCUGGAUGUGGAAGGUGGAAAUGGGGAGCACCUGAGAAACUCUCGCAGCUGCAGUGAAGAAGAUCUUAAAUCAUAAGCAAAUAAUUACUUUGUGGAUCAAACAACAAUGGAAGAGAAGUGGUAGAAUUCAACAGUUAAGGAGCUGCUGUCUUUUCUCUUGGAGGUUUUCCACUAGCACUGAAGUAAUCCCUGAAGAAUUGAUUUUAAGACUAGCUGAGCUCUUUCCAGUGCCUAUUUUUUUUUCUCAGAAGGACAGCCUUCUUGUCUAGUGUCACUGCAUGAAGAUAAAUAGGCCAAAUAAUGGACAAAAUAUUUUGUGUUCUUUUGUAUCCGGUUGUAAUGAACAGUGCUCUACUAACACAAUGUAACAGCUCAGGCCUUUUUUUAUAAUUGGAAUGUAGAGAGUAACAAAGGCAUUCAUUUGCAUGAAUAUGGAUAAACCGAAAACUACUCAGCUUGCUAUGCAGUUUUGGAUCAGCACCUUUUUACAGUCAGAAGAAAAACACUUCAUCCUUCAACAGUUCCAGGUGGACAGAAGUUUGUAUUUUCUAGUCUCAGUUCUCCAGCAGGAACUUGGUGCUUCAGAUAAAUAUUCUCCAAGGUAGCUAUCUCCUGGACUUGGCAAAAGACUGGCAGACUGAUAAUCUCCUGAUGGUGGUUGACUUUGUGAUAAAGCUGUAAUCCAAUUUGUUGUGUUGGAAAAAAACUAUUAGCAGUGGUUUGUUUGGUGUUUGGGUUUUUUUCCUAGAACUUUUGAUGGUUUUUUGCACUCUUAGAGGGUUUUUUUAUGUCUUGGCUUCUGCUUCGCAUUAUUCUAAGAUGAAGACAACUUACUUAUUUUUAGGGAAUAAUAAUACGUUUUUAGGUUGCUUGUGACUGGAAAGAAAACUUGAAAGCUUAUGCCCAGUAUCUCUUGCCACUCCACAAGGCACUACUAUGAAGAAUGUGUCUCCAUCUCAACUCAUAGGUAUGGGAAGGCUGCUGUUAGGUACCCUCCCAAAGCCUCCUCUUCUCCAGGCUUGAACAAGUACAGUGCCUUCAGCUUCUUCUCACAGUACAAGUGUUCUGACCAUCUUGGUAGCCUUGCACUGACCUUGCUCCAGUUUUAUGGAUGCCCCUUCUUGAAGGGGUCUGACACUGGAUGUGCUAUUCUAAAUGCAGUGUAAUGUGUGCUGAUUAGAAAGAGAUAAUCACUACCCUCAAUCUUCUGGGUGAGCUCUUCUUAAUACAGCCCAGGAGGUUUUUGGCUGCCUUUGGUGCCAGAGGAUACUGCUGACUCAUGUUCAGCUUGCUGCUCACUGAAAUCCUCUUGCUUCUUUUCAGCUAGACCCUAGCUUGUAUCAGUGCAAGUGGUUCCUCUUUCCCAGAUCUUUACAUUUGUCCUUUUGUAAUUGUAACCUGUCUAGGUCUCUGUGACAGCCCAGCCCUUUAGUAUGUUGACUGAUUCUCCCCAGUUUGAUGUAAUCUGCAAACUUGACAAGGCUGCACUUUAUCCCCUUCUCCAGACCACUAAUGAAGGUAUUAAAUAGGAGUAGUUCCUGCACUGGCAUUUGUAGUACUCGAAUUGUCUCAGCUAUCCAGGUGGAGUAUGACCUGUUAAUCUCUACCAUUUGAGCCAAAUAGUCCAACCAGUUCUUAACAUAUCCAUAGAAUCAUAGAAUGGUUUGGGUUGGAACAGGCAUUUAAAGGUGGGGAGGGACAUUUUUCACUAGAUCAGGUUGCUCAAAGACCUGUCAUUGAACACUCCCAAUGAUGGGGCAUGCACAACUUCUCUGGGCAAUCUGUUUCAGUGUCUCACCACCCUCAUCACAGAAAAUGUCAUCUUUAUGUCCAACCUAAAUCCACCCUCUUUCAUUCCAUUGCCCCUUCUCCUCUCACCACAGACCUUGGUGAAAAGUCUUCCUCUCUUACAAGCCCCCUUCAAGUUUUGAAAGGUCUCAGUAAGGUUUUCCUGAAGCCUUCUUUUCUGAAGUUGAAAGCCCCAAUUCUCUCAGGCAUUCUCCAUAGGAGAGGUGUUCCAUCCCUCUGAUCAUCUUCAUGGCCCUCUGAUGGAGUCUCACAAGAGCAGAAUUGAGGGAGAUGAUCAGCUCCCUUGACCUGCUUGCCACUCAUUGCUGGUUUCCACUUGAACGUUAAACCAUUGACUGUAAUUCUUUGGAUGUAACCAUCCAGCCCAUUCCUUAUCCAUCCAACACUCCAUUUAGUUCACCCAUUCAAGCUGUAAUGUUCUAAUUUGGAUACAGAAAUACUGUGGGAGAUGAUGUCAAAGGCCUUGCUAAAGUCAAGAUAAAAAAAUACUGCAUUCCCCUAAUCCACAAAUCUAAUUAUUUAAUCUUUAUAGAAGGAAGUUCGGCUGGUUUGGCAUCAUUUACUCUUGCUUAAGUGUAUUCUGACUGUUCCCUGCUAAUUUAUCCUUCACAAGCCCAGAAAUAUGUCCUGAAAGGACCAGCUCUGUGAUUCUUCCAGGGAUGAAAGUCAGACUGACCAGCCUGCAGAUCCCUAGUUUGAUAUUUUGGUGCUCUUUAAAAAUAGGUGCAACUUUCCUAGUUGUCUAGUUUUUCUAGUCUAAUCAAGGUCUUCCUCAAACUCCAUGAUCUUUUAAAGGUAACAGCACUCAGAGUGACAUCAGCCAUCUUCUCACAGCACCCUUAAAUACAUCUGAUCAAGUGCCAUGGACUGGUGUGGAUCAAGUUUUCUCAAGUAAUCCCUGACUUGUGGUAGUUUUUCUUGAGCCCUUUGACAAAGCACAGAGUCUGUGAGACCUUGUUAAUGAAGACUGAUGCAAGGAACACAUCAAGUAUGCAAGCUUUUUUUGUCUGAUAGCCUUAAAUCAUGCUCCUCAGUUCAGGAAUGGGCCUGUAUUUUCCUCCUUCAUUCCUUUACAGUUCAUGUGGCAGCAGACGCAGCUCUUGUUGCCCUUGUUGUCCUUUGCAAGUCUGAAAUAUAGCUGAGCCUUGGCUUUCCUGACACCUUCCUUACCUACUCGGGCAGUGUUCCUACAUUCCCCCAUUGUAGCCUAUCCCUGCCUCCACAUCUAGUGUUAAGUCCUUUUUGCACUGGAGCCCUGUCAGGGGCUCCCUGCAUAGCCAAGCUGAUCUUCGAACAGCUUCAAGGAUGUCCUCGAGCUGUUUACAGAAGCCUUUUCCUCUUUCCUUACUGUUAUCUGGUGGCUUGUCGUGUGCUCCAACCGUGUUGUCAUGCCUACUGACCUUUCCUGGGAUUGUGACCCACAAGCUCUCAGCCAGCCUGUCACCUGCUCUGUAUCAAAGCUCUGAACAUUCAAGCCACUCUUUCACAGAGAGGGCAGCCUCUCUUCUCCUUCCUCCAUGGCUUUCCUGUGCAGCUUCUAUGCAAGCACUGCAAGAGCUUCAGUCAUGCAGACUGGCUCGCCAUGUCUCAGGUGCUCCAACAAUGUUGUGGUUCUGUGAACUCGUGGAGAAACGUAGUUCUUCCUGCUUGCUUUCCAAGCUCCAUGCAUUUGUGCAUGUACCUUCAUGCUUCGCUCUGCCGAUUGAUUUUUUUUUUUUUUUUUACUUUUUGCUCUGAGGUCUAUGUUGUUCCUGUCACCCUGUACCCUUUACUUUGAACCCUUAUCCACUGCUACUUAGUGGUGGGUGGUGAUCUCCCUUUCCAUCAUUCCUACUUCAGAGCUUUCCUCAUGGAGAUGGCCAGCCUGUUGAUAAAAGAUUUCCAUUCGGCAGCUCUGGAGGAUAUUUAGAUGACUCCUGUGUGCUUUUUAUGGUAGUGAAACCUAACUAACAGUUACUAACAACAGUAUGAGAAGAAUCACAGGUAACUUAUGCCUGUACCUUGUCCUGAUGUAGGAAGUGUCAGAUCUUUCCUUAUUGCUAUACAUACCAUGUAGAUGUUUACUUCCACUGACACUGCACUUCAGGAGUGUGCAAUAGGAUCUUUUGUUAGAGCUAGACUACUUGACUGCUGUCUGUAAAUAUUUGCUCAUAAUUUAUUUUUAAAAACCCAACAAACUCAUAAAAAUGUAAAAAAACUUUGCCAUAUGUUUUUGUUAUAUGUGUCUACACUUUUUUUUUUUAACCUUAAAAGUUAGGAACUGAUCCCCAAAAUAAUCUUUAACACGAAGUGAUUUAUAUCUAAAUUUUUGUAAGUCACAGCUCCUGUUCUCCAUUGCACCUUCAGUGGGUUUAUCAGGAUGAUACUGUCUACUUCUUAGUAACUUUUAAACAGAUUCCCACACAAGGAUGUCCUUUGUCAUGUGUAUUGUGUUAAGGGUAAACCUGUAACUUGUUUCCCUGAUGGGACAGAGGCUUACUUUCUGUUAUUGUAAGUAAUAAUAAUCAAAAUCAUGAUUGUUUGGAGGAACUGGCUGAAAUUGCUCUGAGAAACUAUACUACUUCAUCCAAUACACUGCUGCAGUUUACAUCCUGUGCAAUUUAAUAUUAAACAAGCAUGCAAGUCUCAUAUAGAAUGUGGGUUUGAAAAUACCUUGAGCCCUGACAUACUUGACUUUGUUUCCAAAGCAAAAAGCAACAGCCUCCAAAAAUAGUAAGCAAUUGGAGUUAAUUAACCACAGUUGCUGGAAGCCUUCAGCAUAAUUAAUGGAAUUUUGGAGCUUUAUCAAAAGUAGAAAAAAACACUUACAUGGCAGGCUGACCUAAGACCAAGAGCUGCAGACUCCAAGCAUCUCACUGCCUGCUUUCACCCACUCCCUUUGCACCGUGUCUGCUGGGCAUGAGAAACUUCUGCCCACCGGUAGAAGUACAGGCUGCGCACUUUUCAAAGCGAGUAUGAAACUCGGGGCUCUUUUUAUUGGUAUUGUUGUUUCUGUACUUUUUAUGAUGGGUAGAUAUUUAUUUCCCAUGUGGAUGUGAAGACAGACAUUUGGGAGAAUAAAUUUACUGUGUUUCCUGCCAGUUUUGGUGACAGCCAUUUGCUGUGCCGUUCCCCGUGUCCUUCUCCCCAAAUGUCUCCUGUGCAAUGACUAAAGAUGAAUAAAGGUAUUUUCUGAGAAAAA
Messenger RNA from Apus apus (common swift), 5850 nucleotides. RefSeq names its product CD58 molecule (gene CD58). The record is from RefSeq and is a predicted model, not a curated record. NCBI's taxonomy places the organism in Eukaryota, Metazoa, Chordata, Aves, Apodiformes, Apodidae. The coding region runs from base 19 to 936 and encodes 305 amino acids. The transcript has 8 exons.